This is a messenger RNA of Helicoverpa armigera (cotton bollworm), 1409 nucleotides long. RefSeq names its product dihydropteridine reductase. The record is from RefSeq and is a predicted model, not a curated record. Gene Ontology annotation, cellular component: cytoplasm. Bases 308 to 1012 code for a protein of 234 amino acids. Lineage: Eukaryota; Metazoa; Arthropoda; Insecta; Lepidoptera; Noctuidae. Gene Ontology annotation, biological process: tetrahydrobiopterin biosynthetic process; L-phenylalanine catabolic process. Gene Ontology annotation, molecular function: NADH binding; NADPH binding; 6,7-dihydropteridine reductase activity. The transcript has a single exon.
CAAAUAAAGUCGUAAACGUCACUGGAAAGCAACAAGCUGUUUCUCAAAAAGUUUAGUUAAAACAAUAAUUACUACAAAAUAUUCUCAGCAAUAAAAGCGUGACGUAAAGAAGCCACUCGUGCUUAAUUAUUAACCCAGAAACGUUGUCCUUCAUUCAUUGUCUCUUGUUUAUCUGAACGACAAAAAGUCGGACCCGAGGUUACCGCGCCGCGCAAGUUAUAGCUAGCUUUACUUUUACUAUUAUUCAGCGAGCGGUUUACUCGAUUCAGUUGGGGUUUCGCCGUGGUAGUGAUUGGACGUGAUAAUAAUGGCUAGCGGAAAGAUCGUUGUGUACGGCGGGCGAGGCGCUCUCGGCGCUGCUUGCGUCAACCACUUCAAAUCAGCUAACUGGUGGGUCGCGAAUAUCGACUUGAACCCUAAUGAAAAAGCUGAUCUCAACAUCACUGUACCUAGAGACGCUUCGUGGGUCGACCAAGAGGAACACGUCGUCAAGGAAUUAGCCAGCGCCCUGCAAGGUCAGAAAGUGAAUGCAGUUAUUUGUGUGGCCGGCGGCUGGGCCGGCGGAAACGCGGCUAAGGACCUUAGCAAGCAAGCGGAUCUAAUGUGGCGCCAGUCCGUGUGGAGUUCCUCUAUUGCAGCAACUGUUGCUUCCAAAUACCUGUCUGCAGGAGGGCUGUUGGCCCUGACAGGUGCUAAGGCGGCUCUAGAAGGUACACCUGGCAUGAUUGGCUAUGGCAUGGCCAAGGCUGCUGUCCACCAACUCACCAAGUCUCUUGGAGCCAAAGAUUCUGGUCUUCCAGAGAAUUCCCUGGCAGUUGCAAUCCUUCCUGUCACUUUGGAUACUGAGAUGAACCGCAAAUGGAUGCCCAAAGCUGACUUUGGUACGUGGACACCGCUGACAUUCGUGGCCCAGUUGUUUGACAAGUGGAUCAAGGGUGAGGAGCGUCCUGCAAGUGGCAGCCUGGUCGCCCUCGUGACCAAGGACAAUGUCACUGAACUGAUCGUCCAGUAAACUUGCCAACUUAGAAUAAGUGAAGUUGUCUCAAAUAUUUAGUACAUAAGUGAAAUGUUUAAAUUAUUUCUCUGUAGUGAAGAUUAUUUUAUGAAGUACUUCAGAAGUGCAUUUUGAAUACAAUUUGUUUUGUUAUGCUUCAUUUUGUAUUAAAUCAAUGCGAGGCAUUGUUUGAAAAUGAUUAGACUUUGUUACAUUUGAUAUUAUUUUGAACAACCUUCCUUCUUUUGUAGGUUUAGAGUUUUAAUAUAUUGUUAUAAAGCAGUAGACAAUAAAUACUAUAAUCUCAAAGUGUAUGCAUGUAUGUUGUAGCAUGAUAUUGUAAAACAUGUGAAAUGUAUCAGAGUAUAUCAAUGUGAUAUUAAAAACUUGUGUAAUUAAAUGUGGAAGCAUUGAA